GGUCUCACACAUGCUAGGCGAGCGCUCUACGGCUGAGCCAGGAUCCCAGCCCCAGAGUAAGUUUUUAAAAACAUAAUUUGAUAUUAAAUAAGAGUAAGCUUCAGCUAGGCACAGUGAUGCACACCUGUAAUCCCAGCGGCUGGGGAGGCUUAAGCAGGAGGAUUGUGAGUUCAAAGCCAGCCUCAGCAAAAGUGGCAUUAAGCAACUCAGUGAGAUCCUAAAUAAAACAUAAAAUAGGGCUGGGGAUGUGGAUCAGUGGUUGAGUGUUCCUGAGUUCAAUCCCUAGUACAAAAAAAAAAAAAAAACUUCAUUAGCUUUUCUUCCCAUUCCCCCAUGUUCAUGUAAUUAACUCCCUCUCAUUCUUCCUGAGUCAAACACCACCUGAAUCUUCCCUGAUCCCCAAAUUUGAACUAAGCUUCCCUGCUUUUCUCUCAUAAAAUUUUAUACUUUUCUUUCAUAGUUUAAUCACAAUUAAACUCCAGAAGGGCAAAGUCAAGCUCAGUCCUGAUGCUCAGUGAACAUUCGUCGAAUAAAAUGAAUGUACGUCAGAGAACUCUACCCUGUUUAAUAGGAGUGGUUUUCAAUCUCCAUUUAAAUAAGGAUGUUAUUACAUUUAGGAGUCCAAAUAGGUGCUUUAGGUAUUGCAGCCCACUGAGCCUUCAGUUUUCAUCCCAAUAACCUAUGCUCUUAGCAGUAACCCUAACGUCCACAGACCAAAUAAACAGCUUUGUGACUUGGACAUUAAACGUGGUCACGUUUUCGCCUCCUGCCCGGAAUGACACCGUAGUUCAUUAGCUCCAUUCAGGCCUGCCAAGUGCGCCCCCUUCCCCUCCUAGAACCGGGGCUCCCACACCUGUGCUCGAACCUUCCGUACAGCAUGGCGGCUCCCAAAGUCGCGGCGCGGGACAGACUCUUCCGCACAUCAGGGCCGCCUACGGAAAGCGACUUGCAACCCCGCCCGCCCAGCUCCCGGAAGUUUCCAUUUGAAACCGAGGCGGCAGACCCGACCGGCUGCUUGGCCGUUGCUGCUGAGCCUCUUCUGAACAACAGCGACAAGGACUGCGAGCGGGAGCGGCUAGCGUCUGAGGCCUAGCCGUGCCGCCUCCUUACGAUGACCAGUGUGGUUAAGACAGUGUGCAGCGUGCAGCCCCCGUCUGUGCUGAGCGGCGGCCUGUCGGCAGAUACACAAACUCGAGCUACUACCAAGAGUCUGUUACCUAUUAAGUCCAAAGAAGUCGAUGUUUCCAGACAUCUUUAUUCAGGAGGUUCAGAUAAUGAUAUUACAAAAAUCACCAAACCAAAGCGAGAGAAUGGGCAGAUGAAGGCUGCAGAGACUGCCAUCAAGAGGAACAUGAAGAAGAGCUACAAACCAUUGAGUAAGCAAAAAUCAGAGGAAGAGCUCAAGGAUAAAAAUCAGCUAUUAGAGGCUGUCAACAAGCAGCUGCACCAGAAGUUGACUGAGACUCAGGGAGAGCUGAAGGACCUGACUCAGAAGGUGGAGCUGCUGGAGAAGUUUCAGGACAAUUGUUUAGCGAUUUUAGAGAGCAAGGGCCUCAACCCAGGCAGUGAGACCCUGGCAUCACAGCCGGAACCUACUCUGGAUCACACAGACUCUAUGUUGCUGUUAGAAACUUUGCAAGAUGAAUUGAAACUUUUUAAUGAAACUGCCAAGAAGCAGAUGGAGGAGUUACAGGCCUUAAAGGUAAAGUUGAAGAUGAAAGAAGAAGAAAGGGUUCGAUUUCUAGAACAGCAAACCUUAUGUAAUGGUCAAGUCAAUGAUUUUAAAACAGCCCUGGAGGAAAUGGAGCAGCUAUUAGAAAUGUAAUAAAAGACAAGUGGCCAGAUGGCUCCCUGUUGGGGAUAAAAUUCUCAGAGGAAGUCACUUAAGACAUCUUCGUGGCCAUGAUCUUCUAAGACUUAUAAUCCCCAGAGUGAAAACAGUUUCUGCAGUAGGAUUAAGGGCAGAUUAUGCUGGAAUGGAGGUUCUUCCUUUAAACAGCUUUCCCCACCUUCAGAUUGGUCAACUCUCCUGAGCAUCACAUGUAGAUAAUGGAGGCCUAUAAGAAUGGACCUGGAAGCUUGACUCAACCUUGUAGGCAACAAAGCAGCACACCAUUAGAAUCAGGAGACUAAAGCAGCCACAACCAGAGACUCUAGCAGGUCACAUUCAGGUUUACAGGAAGAAAUCCUUAUUUUUACAGUAGAGCACAGGAGCUCCCUGAGGCAUCACUGAUGAGCUGUGCUGUUCUCUCUUAGAACACACACUGUUCCAUCCUGGUUGGGCUUUUAUACGUCAUUGUUAAUUUGUGAACUUGAAGUUUUUGGCUUAACAAAUGGGGUGAUGGUAGAGAUAGGAAUAACACCUACCUGAAACAAUACAUCUUGGAGCUUUUAAUCUAAAUCACAUCUGCUUUUUUUUUUUAAGUACUACUUUGGAAAUAAAUAUUUAUAUAAAUAUUCUGACUGUAUAUUCUGAGGAAUGAAAAUAGCUUUAACCUAAACAUGUCAACUGAACAUUAUUAUAAUAAGUUCAAGAUUUUUUAAAAAAUUUUUUCAAUUAUAGAUGAACAGAAUGCCUUUCUUUUAUUUGUUUUUUAUGUGGUGCUGAGGAUUGAACCCAGUGCCUCACAUGUGCUAGGCAAGUGCUCUAUUGCUGAACUACAACCUCAGUCCAAGUUUGGGAUAUUUUGAUUUACCCAGAAUAUUUUUCUUCCACUCACUGAGCACUCACUCUAGCCCUCUGCCUUCAGGACCAAUGAGUGGUUCCCCCAUUUGUACCAAGGGUGAUAGGCUCCAUUGACCUGGCUUGUGCCAGUGUUCUCCCUGUACACCUGCUGCUUGCCUGGCACAGCUAACCCUGAGCCCAGUCCCUGUCCCACAGAUCAUACAGUUUGUUGCCCAAAGUCCACAAUAGACUCCCCUCAAGUUUAUCAAAGGCACAGCCAAAUUUCCUGCUUAGUCAAAGUAGACUUUUUUCAGCCAUCUCCCAUUCUUUCUGCACCUCCUAAUUUCAUCCCCCAAAUCCCCUACUCUUAAGCAUCUUUAAGUCGUCCCAGAGCCCUCCAGUAAAGCCAAGUAACAAGUCACCCUAGCUUAAAGGGCUACAAUUAUUUGCCCUCGCAUAAUUGUUUAUGUCUCAUAUUUUGAGGAGUGGACCUCAUCAAUGAGAAAGGCUAAAAAUUUCCUUCUACCCACUUUCAGGAUAUUUAUAAUUUAAAAGAUUAUUUACCCAAAUUUAUAAUUGGUAUUUCUUUUUUUGUGGGGGGCGGGGGAGGAGUUACCAGGGCUUGACCUCAGGGGCACUCAACCACUGGGCCACAUCCCCAGCCCUGUUUUGUAUUUUUUUAUUUAGAGACAGGGUCUCGCUCAGUUGCUUCAUGCCUUGCCAUUGCUGAGGCUGGCUUUGAACUUGGGAUCCUCCUGCCUCACCAACCCCACCCCCACCCCCUUCACUGGGACUAAAGGCAUAUGCCACUGCACCAGGCUGUAAUUGGUAUUUCUGACAAAAAUAAAAGCAUGGUUGGAAGGA
Marmota monax (woodchuck) is the source of this 3529-nucleotide messenger RNA. It is a transcript of the gene Knstrn, whose product is annotated as kinetochore localized astrin (SPAG5) binding protein. Gene Ontology annotation, biological process: regulation of attachment of spindle microtubules to kinetochore; mitotic sister chromatid segregation; spindle organization. The transcript is spliced from 9 exons. NCBI's taxonomy places the organism in Eukaryota, Metazoa, Chordata, Mammalia, Rodentia, Sciuridae. The record is from RefSeq and is a predicted model, not a curated record. Gene Ontology annotation, cellular component: kinetochore; centriolar satellite; mitotic spindle.